UGUUGCAAAGGGGCUGGGCCUUGCUCUCAGUUGGGCCUUGAAUAAAAGGGGGGCUCGCUAAUCCCUUCACACAGGUAAGCGGGUGGCGUUCCGUAGUGAAGAUCGCUCUAGGGUUCAGCCGAGCCUGCAGAGCCCCCAUUGCCUGUGGCAGUCUACCUCUACAUGCACGCAUCUGGAGGCGGCCAACAGGCUUUCAAAAGGCAUUAACGUUGUUGUCUCUUACCAGCAGGGCCAGGCACAUUCCAUCACCAGCUCUCCGGAUGGGCAGGGCGGGCUUCGGGGGGCCCCAGAGGCCUUGCCUCCUCCUCUCCGUCUUCCUCGCCUGCUCGCUUUGGCACACCGUAUCCUCAAAGGACAUCCAGCCACGUUGCUUCACGGACUAUGACUCCGAAGUGGGUUGUUCCUGGGAAGUGGACGCCUCUACCGACUGCCCCAAGAAGUUCCUCCUGCGUGUUGCAGCGAAUAAUCGAUUCAGUGGCCAAAAGAAAUCAUGGGACUGUUCUCCUGAGAACAAGAGAGGCCUGGAUGUGACCCCCAAGUGUACUUGCACCAUUCGGUCUGAAGUACUGGAUAAUUUCAAGUAUCGUUUCUCGCUGGAGGCCAAUGGGAAAGAGAUCUGGAAGAAGGCGAUUAAGGACCUUCGUAAAAUUGUGAAACCCCGACAGCCUGUCAACCUGAAACUUAAGAUGGGGGAUGGCGGAUACAUCCUUACCUGGGAAGAUGGCUAUAAUGAAGAGAGCAUUCUCCAUAAAAAUUCGGAAACAGACUAUGAAGUUGCCUUUGGGCAAGAAGGCAUGCUGAACAAGGACAAGGUAGGCACACCUUCCCAGCAUGCUCCUCUCUGUACAAUCACCUGGAAUAGUGCUGCAAAUUUAUUAUUGUUAAUCAGUUAAUUAUAUUUAUAUCCCACCCUUCCUCCCAAAGGGAACUCAGGGUGGUAAGCUCAUCCAUGUUAAAACAAUGCCAUUAAAACAAAAAUUAAAAAUACUAAAACAACCACAUACACUGGGGGGGGAGACCUUCUGUGUCCUGAGCAGAGGUUGAUGUUUCAGAAUACCCCUCUCCCCACCCCCCUGCUCUGCCUCAUGCUGGUUGACAUGGCAUCUUCCCUGCCCUUCCAUGACACUUUCUUUGGGCAGAUCUGCAUGAGAAAGUGCCUUCAUUGUUCUCUCUGAUGUCUAUCAAGGACCAUUCACAGAAUCCAUUUGUUCUAGUGAAAGUCAUUGCCCCACCACCACCACCACAUGCACACAACAAUACAUAUGUUCAGCUGCUCUUUGUGGCAAAAUAGACAGGCAAAUUUCCCUAGUUGCCUAUGCAGACCAGUGUGCAGAGCUGCAUUUGAGAAAAGGGGAGUAUAUGUGGUUUUCAGCCAUCACUACAGGAGUAGCAUUUAUUAAUUUCUAGAGUUUAUCCUAAAUCUAUAACAAUAUAUUUGGCAGAUGAUUUUAUGCCCCUCACAAGUGGGGCACACACAAGAACAGUGGGUUGGCUUUUAUGACUUCUCAGAGUAGACUGGCUUGAGAUCAGGGCCACCAGCCCCAAGCCAUUGCUUUCUUUUGGAUCACAGAACCUAGGGGAGGGGUGGCAGAUGCAGCCUUCCAGGCCUCUUUCACCGCCCCAUUACUGUUCCACACACUCCUAGUUCUUUGGCUAGGCUGAAUUGCAUCUUUUCUUCCUUGUCUGGAUGGAGGAAUGAGCCCAGCCCUGGGUCCCUGGCUGUGGCUGUCCCCCCACCCCUCAGGUGAGAAAUGGCCAGGCUCAGGAGGAAGGAGAUUCUUCUGCCCUGGAGCCUUCUGUCAUUUGGUCUCAAGCCCUUUGACUUCAUCUACAAAGCUUUCAUUCCCUUGUCCAUUGCUACAUAAGAGUCCAAAAGCAAUUUUCUACCAUAUCCCAAAAUUAUCUCCUUCCAUAGAAAGUUGAGAAAGAGAAGAAUUCCACUCACCAGAAGAACCCCCUCCCAGUGUUUUCCUGUGGUGUGGGAAGGACCACAUAAUGUAAACCUGUUUGCUUCUCGGUUUUUCCCCCCCUCCUAAGGCACGCAAACGCAUGACGACGGACAUGCAACUUAUAAUCGCCAUAGGGAGUCUCAUGCCAGCAACGAUCCAUUUUGCUAAAGUGCGCCAGAAAAAUUAUUUCCUUGGGAACACCUGGAGUGAUUGGAGCAUCCCGAUAACUUGGAAAACAGAUGGGUGGAUCGGGUAGGGCACCUGUUUAUUAUUAGCAAUGUGUUGGCAUCCCUGUGUGUUCUGGGCUCCACAUUGUGGGCUCUCUCUUUUCUGGAUUCUGUAAACCUUCUGGAUUUGUGAAAUACUCCCACCCCACCCGCAGGAACGUUUGUGCGCCAUCCGGCCCCUUUGAGUGACCGGCAGCAUUUCUCUCACAUUGCUGGGGUCUUGCAUUUCUAGUCAGCUAGACAUCAAAUUAAUAUGCAGGCCUCUCACUUAAUUCAGUGCAAUUCUCUGCUGUAGACAAUACCUCUUUCUGAAGUCACCCCAAUGAUUUUUAUUGUUUCUCAUUUAAAUAAAGACAAGA
This is a messenger RNA of Podarcis raffonei (Aeolian wall lizard), 2535 nucleotides long. Its product is annotated as interleukin-4 receptor subunit alpha-like. Gene Ontology annotation, biological process: production of molecular mediator involved in inflammatory response; cytokine-mediated signaling pathway. NCBI's taxonomy places the organism in Eukaryota, Metazoa, Chordata, Lepidosauria, Squamata, Lacertidae. The coding region runs from base 261 to 893 and encodes 210 amino acids. The transcript is spliced from 4 exons. Gene Ontology annotation, cellular component: membrane; external side of plasma membrane. The record is from RefSeq and is a predicted model, not a curated record. Gene Ontology annotation, molecular function: cytokine receptor activity; protein binding.